AUGUCUUUAGGUACAACAACGCGUAAAUGUGCGGUUACCGAUGACGGUGCAUCAAUCUGUGCCACAAAACUUAACGACCCUAAUGGAUUUACUCUAACCACACGUAGUAAAUUAUAUCAAAGUAACAAUAAGUUAGUACUACGCCUUGAUGACCUUUCAAAAAGGAACAUAAACGUUACAAGUAAUGAGCAAGGGUCACCAAAAAAAGGGUCAGUAGCGGUAGUGGGGUCGUCAGAUGUUUUGUCUCCAAAUCUUGUUGAGUCAACAGAUUCGUUCUCAUGUAUGGGAAGAGAACUACUUAGUACUGAUGUAAGCUUCCCAUUGCCACCAUAUAUAUGCACUCGUUUUAACACCUUAUUGGAAGAAAUGCUUGAAAAGAUGGUAAACCUUCAUUCUAUCGUUCGAAGACACUCACAACCUUCUUCUUUAUCGACAAGUUUUGAUGGUAAGAGCAGCAGCAGCCCGUUUGUGGACACCUCAUCAGAUAAUAUGUCGUUACCUCAGGUAAACUCACAUACUAUUGAAACGGAGGGGGAAAAUAAAAAAAGAAGAACAAAUAGGCCUAUAAUACGGAGAUUCCAUAAGAAUGAAAAGAAAAAUGAUUUAAACUAUACCAGUAGUGAUAGUAGUAGUUCAUUUGUUGAUUCAUUAUCAUUAGAAGAAGAAGAGGAAGAAGAAAUUUCAGAUGACAUUUUGUUGCUGAAUCGUUUGCUUGACGAUGACUAUUCUCCUGAAAUGGCGAAAUCUCUUGAAACUAAGUCAACUUUGAUCAGAACAACAAAACAUGAGGAUAAUCCUUCCAGUGAUAGUUGUGGUGACGCUAAAGUUGAUGUCCUUGCAUCAUUUCUUGACGAAAUAUUAGAUAUAAAAGAAGAAAAAAAGGAGGAAGAUAUAUUGAAACUGGAAAGGAAACAACAACAUGGACAACGGCAACAACCCAAUGUGAAUCUAUCCCCAAUUGUCUUAACACCGACAACUUCUACUUCAAGCAUACUUACCACGGAUGAUUUACUUCUGAGCGUUGGUGGUGGUAACCCAUCAGUUGGGAAUAACAAUGUCAGUGGGCAAUCUUCUAAGAAAAAAACUGUUCCUCUACCACCUUCUUCUUCAACGAUAAGAGAAAACAAAAUUAAAAGAGAAAAAUAUAUGAAAUCCAUGGAAACAUGCGUGGAUUCUAUUAUUCAGUUACGUGAUUUCAUGGAAACGCGUAUCAAACAUGCUCAGUUAGAAGUUGAUGCGUACUACAGCCGAUAUUGUGAUUGUGUUUCUAGUGCAGACCUUGCUAAAAAACAGUCAAGAUUAAAUGAGGCAGUCAAGAAGCUGUGUAUUCAGACUGAUCGUCUUAAUACCACACAACUUUUACUUCGACAAGAAAAGUCCCGCUUACAAGUUAUACAGAGAUUAUCUGAAAAGAAUGCUGAAUAUUGCACUGGGGAAACCAAUUCUACGUAUAAACAAUCUGUGUCUGACGUGUCGCGGAGGGAGGAGCAUGAGUUAGGUAACACUGUUGCCCUUGCGUCCAGCCCAGUUGAGUGUUUUUGUCGAACAGCCAGUCCAUUACAUAGUACUAACUUGCUUGCCAGAGACGUGUUAUCACAUCGACGUCAGUUGAGCCGAUUGGUGGAAAUUUUCCGUGCUUGUCCGGAAGCGGUAGAACAGUGGGCUUUGAUGCUACAGCAGGAAGCUGAUGACUGUCAUGUAGCACUGGAGAAAAUCUUCUGGGAUUCACAAAGAGAAAAGGAGAAGCUACUACAUGCGUUUGAGAUUAUUUCCUGGGAGGAUCUUUAG
Molecule: messenger RNA, 1788 nt
Organism: Trypanosoma theileri
Lineage: Eukaryota; Euglenozoa; Kinetoplastea; Trypanosomatida; Trypanosomatidae
Exons: 1
Coding region: 1-1788 (595 amino acids)
Source: RefSeq, a predicted model, not a curated record